AUGUCCGCUAACAUUUCGCACGGUCGUGGCGGUGCGGCCAAUAUGAGACCAGAUGACACGCCGUAUGCUGAUGGUGAAAUCACUCGUGAGGGUCCAGUCGGCAAUCAAGGAGAUGGUCCAUACUCAGCUGGCCGAGGAGGUGCAGGCAACAUCGACCCAGAUGGUGUCAAUGCCAGACAAGUAGGAGAUGAGAUGAUCGUUCCCGAGACAGCUGUUCGACCAUCCAAGGAAAACGAGAAUGUUCACUACGGUCGUGGUGGCGCAGGUAACGCGGUUCACGCCGACAGCAAGCCCGUGCAGAAGACUGUUUCACAGUACGGAUUCGAUAAGAAAGUGCCUCAUGAUAGCUUCAAGGACAAGGUCAAGGAGAUAUUCCACAAGGACAAAUAA
Lithohypha guttulata is the source of this 390-nucleotide messenger RNA. RefSeq lists its product as uncharacterized. Bases 1 to 390 code for a protein of 129 amino acids. Lineage: Eukaryota; Fungi; Ascomycota; Eurotiomycetes; Chaetothyriales; Trichomeriaceae. The record is from RefSeq and is a predicted model, not a curated record. The transcript is spliced from 2 exons.